Molecule: messenger RNA, 2790 nt
Organism: Glossina fuscipes
Lineage: Eukaryota; Metazoa; Arthropoda; Insecta; Diptera; Glossinidae
Gene: Sox15
Product: putative transcription factor SOX-15
Exons: 3
Coding region: 205-2790 (861 amino acids)
Biological process (GO): cell differentiation; regulation of DNA-templated transcription; anatomical structure morphogenesis
Molecular function (GO): RNA polymerase II cis-regulatory region sequence-specific DNA binding; DNA-binding transcription factor activity, RNA polymerase II-specific
Source: RefSeq, a predicted model, not a curated record
GUUGUUGUUGCUGUCACUGCGGCCACCAUUCAUACCGUUGCGAAGUCAUCGCCGUCAUUAUCAUUAUACUCAUUAUUGUUAACAACAACAACAACAAUAACAACAACAACAGCAACUAUAAUAAUAACAAAAACGACAACAAAGCAAAUACAUCGGCCAAAACAGCAGCAAAAAUAUCAACAACAACGAUAACGGCUACGUAAAAUGGAACCCUCAUAUGAUCACGAACAUCCACAUCAUCAUCAUCAUCAACAUCAACAGCAACAGCAACUACUAACAAAUUACAAUUCGAAAAAGUACAAUCCACAAAUCACUCGCACACCGGAAUAUCCCUCAACUUCGUCUGGCGAUUUACACGAACAUUCGUUAAUUACCGACGCUCGUUUAGCUACGAAUUUGCAUGACGGCAAUAGCGACAUUGCCUAUCAAUUUCGUCAUGGCAGCGAACAUUCCUCCUCUAGCCUACAUUCACCGGCUAUACAUCAUACGACAGCCUCAACGCCCACCAAUAACAAUACCAAUAGUUACGAUAAUGAAACUCAUUUAUCGGAAACGGGUGGUUCUUUGUCUGGACAUUGUCACAAUUCGAUGAUGGUUGGUUCAUAUAUGACCUCAACUCCCCCACCCCCUACACCGUCAUCAAUAACAACAAAUCAACACAUGUUAGGGACAAAUAUGCCAACAGCACCACCCGCCGCUAUGCUUAAUAAAUAUUUGUCAACGCAUGCCACCAUGAUGCCAGUAGCCAUGUCAUCGGAUACCGAGGAUUAUCCAGCCGGUGUAGUCGACGCUUCUAUGUGGGCCUACGAUUAUAAAGGUGAACUGUGUGCUCCGAAUUGUAAUUUUAUGGAGCGUCACAAAUUAGUCAAUGAAGUUAAGUUUCGUGCUGUUAGUAAUCAGUCUAAAUGUGCCAAAGAGACCCGUAUACGACGACCAAUGAACGCGUUCAUGGUGUGGGCAAAAAUUGAACGCAAAAAAUUGGCCGACGAGAAUCCCGAUUUACAUAAUGCCGACCUAAGCAAAAUGUUGGGUAAAAAAUGGCGAUCGCUCACACCACAAGAUCGUCGUCCGUAUGUGGAAGAAGCUGAACGUCUACGAGUGAUACACAUGACGGAACAUCCAAACUAUAAAUACCGUCCACGACGAAGGAAGCAAUCAAAAAUGCGCAGUCUCCAAACGAAUGGUGUUAAAGAGCAAAAUGGUUCACAGAACUCAAGUAAAAAUGUUACGUGUAAGCAACAAUCAUGUGUGACGCCUACACCCUCGCCGUCUCAUUCCUCAGCAAUAACAAGUAGUGGUUAUGCAGCAACAACAACGACAACAACCUCAAAUCAAAUGCAAUUAAAUCCUCCCGUUUCGCUUUACGAGCAAACCCUACGUUCUAAUUAUUCGCCCAAUUCAUUAGAUUGCUAUAGCAAUUCUGAGAUAACAGAGAACGCUAACGAUUAUCUACAUUGCCCGCCCGACCAUGCAACCAAUGACCAGGCGUUUGGUCUAGAAGAGAAUUGCACAGCAACGCAAUAUAAAAGAAAUAGUCAGAAAUCGUCACCGAAUACCAGCUCAAUAAAAUCUAUAACGAAGUCACGUCAUAGCAGCACGACGUCAGUACAAAAAACGGCGAGAGACAUUGCUAGUAAGCAAAGCAAAUCUCUGAUCGAGAGCGAUAUAAGCAGAAGCCAGCAUUCACAAAUAUCCCUGCAAGCUUAUCCGCUCGCGGCUACAUCAAUGUCAGUGAUGGCGGGACGUGGUAUGUAUGUAACGUGCAGCAAUCGUGGCUUACUAGAUCAUGGCCAUUCGGUAAAAGGAACUUUUUAUCCUCCCGUUUCCUCUUUGGAUGAUGAUAAACUGCAUCCGAAUUCCUCGCUAAAUGUAAGCGGAUCGCCGAGUACUGGUAGUCAUGUGAUGUCACCAAAUAUACAACUGGCUUUACAUAGCUCAUCGUCAAAUUCUCAUACAAUGUCUUCCUAUCAUCAAAGUAGCCAUCAGCCAGAAUUAAGUUUCCCUUUAGAUGCAAGUGUAGCUACGACGGGUGAAUAUUUAACAGCUACAAGCGCAUAUAAUUUAAGUCCAAAUCUAUCAUAUGAAGAAUAUUUGCGUUACACUAGUGCUAGCACUUCAACACUAGCCGAAGGAGCCUAUACAACGGCGACUGGUAGCAAUAAUAUGCAAACCAAUCAUGACAUAAAUAAUCAUGCGACAGAUUCAGUCAAAAGUGCAGCAAAACAAACAAAAUAUCCUGAUAGCAAUCACAACUACGAUGCCUAUGAAGCUUUUAAUCCUAUGAUGGUGUCUACAACCGUGCCCGGUAAUAGUUAUUAUGGCCAAUUGCCAUAUACUUUAGCGGGUCAAACGUUUCCUUUACAGUUAGCUUUACCGCUGCAACAGUCUGCCUUAACAGCGGCUAGUGUUUAUGGCCAAGUGUCACAUGGUCAAAAUCAAAGCUACCUGCACUACAGUCCCUAUGCAUCUCAGUUAUCAAGUCCUCAACAAUUAGCUAAUGUGUCAGAAUCCGUGAACAAUUCUCCGCCAAAUUCGAUAUCUAUGGCGAAUAGCAGCAACAGUUUAAUGCAGCAAGCAGCCAACACAACCCCGCUAGCAGCUACUCUCGUGCAAUCAACAGCAUAUCCGAAUCAUCAUCAUCAUCAUCAUCAUCAUCAUCAAGUAAUUACGACUGGCGCAGCCUCAUCGACCAGCGUAUUAGGUGUAGGCGAAAUGAUAUUCGAUUCAAGACGUGACGAAGAGAUCAGCAAUAUUUUAGCCGGUGUUCGCAAAACUUGCUACAGCAACUAG